AAUAAUAAUAAUAAUAAUAAUAAUAAUAAUAAUAAUAAUAAUAAUAAUAAUAAUAAUAAUAAUAAUAAUAAUAAUAAUAAUAAUAAUAAUAAUAAUAAUAAUAAUAAUAAUAAUAAUAAUAAUAAUAAUAAUAAUAAUAAUAAUAAUAAUAAUAAUAAUAAUAAUAAU
Topomyia yanbarensis is the source of this 168-nucleotide messenger RNA. RefSeq lists its product as uncharacterized. Lineage: Eukaryota; Metazoa; Arthropoda; Insecta; Diptera; Culicidae. The annotation marks the transcript as partial. The record is from RefSeq and is a predicted model, not a curated record. The transcript has 2 exons.